This is a messenger RNA of Penicillium hordei, 645 nucleotides long. RefSeq lists its product as uncharacterized. The coding region runs from base 1 to 645 and encodes 214 amino acids. The transcript has a single exon. Gene Ontology annotation, biological process: transmembrane transport. Lineage: Eukaryota; Fungi; Ascomycota; Eurotiomycetes; Eurotiales; Aspergillaceae. The record is from RefSeq and is a predicted model, not a curated record. Gene Ontology annotation, molecular function: transmembrane transporter activity.
AUGUACAAUGGCUUCCUAUACGGAUUGGUGUAUCUUUUCAAUGAGGCAAUCCCUCUGUUUUUCGGCGCCCCGAAUGGACACCCAUUCAAUACCGGUGAACAGGGACUUGCCUUCCUGGGAAUGGCUAUUGGACCGUUGAUUGCAUUCUGUUUUUACCCACUUCAAGAACGAUAUUAUCUGCGCCGUGUUGCCGAGAAUGGUGGCAAAGGUGUUCCAGAGGCGCGGAUGUGGAUGGCCCGUGGGGGUGCGAUUCUCAUUCCCAUCAGUCUAUUCUGGUUUGGGUGGACAAGUUAUCGGUCGGUCCACUGGGUUGUACCAAUCAUCGCCUCGUCAUUCUUUGGCGCCGGAAUCUAUAUUGUGAUUCUGAGUAUUCUGAACUACGUUGUGGAUAGUUAUCAAACAUACUCCGCUUCGGCUCUUGCUGGUGUCAUUCUGGCGCGCAAUGUUGUCGGUGCUGGGUUCCCAUUAUUUGCCACCCAGAUGUAUGAGAAACUGGACUAUGAAUGGGCUUCCUGUCUUUUAGGGUUCAUCUCCAUUCUCCUUGUGCCGAUUCCAUUCAUUUUUUUCUACAGGGGAAGAUCCAUUCGCCUACGCAGCCCCUGGGCGAGGGAGCACUUUGAACAAAACGAAGACAGCCCGCAUUAA